CGUGGGGAGGCGGGAAAUGAAAACGCUGUCGCAAGUUGUCCGUCGCUUGACGCCAGCAGCAGUCUGUCAGUGAUGUCCAAAGUAGAGAAGACAGACGUGGAAAGGACACGUCCCCCGCCUGUUAAAGUGCUGUCGGGACAGCUGAGGGCGGCAGGGAACUGGGGCACCGCUGAUAGCGGGGCCGGCUGUGUAAUUAGACUGGGCAGGGGACGCUCUUUGCCUGUCUCGCUGGUGUGGAUGCAGGGGACUGUGCUGGAAGUCCAGCAGGACAGAGACACCGUGCUGUUCAUGGAUGAGACGGGGACUUUCAUUGUUCAGGGUGUUAACAACAUCCCCAAAGGGAAACCGUGCUUGUCCCAAGGGAAAUAUGUCAUGGUGAUGGGCAUCAUUCAGGCGAUCUCACCAGAACCAGCCAUCCGUGCAGUGAAGAUGGCAGACCUCUCGGAGCUUGCUGCACUUCACAGACGGAUGUGGAAGCUUGAGGUGGAUGACCUGCAGCAGGUGCUGGCUUGAAUGCUGGGCUGAAGUGCUCCUCCUCCUGUAGCUUGCUACAUACUACUGAAGUGUCAAAUGUUACCUCAGCAGACUUAAAAGAUGACUUUCCUUUCUGCUGGACUUGUUUGAUGGAGGUCAAGUGAUUAAGAAAACUGGUGUGUGGCUCCUAAUCCAAAGUUGUCACUGGAGCUGUUAGAUGGAUAACUUAACCUUGACCAAAAAAAAAAAAAAAAAAAAACUAUCUUCAUUGUAC
This is a messenger RNA of Maylandia zebra (zebra mbuna), 748 nucleotides long. RefSeq names its product RecQ mediated genome instability 2 (gene rmi2). NCBI's taxonomy places the organism in Eukaryota, Metazoa, Chordata, Actinopteri, Cichliformes, Cichlidae. Gene Ontology annotation, biological process: maintenance of rDNA; regulation of sister chromatid segregation; negative regulation of double-strand break repair via homologous recombination. Gene Ontology annotation, cellular component: nuclear speck; cytosol. The record is from RefSeq and is a predicted model, not a curated record.